Daphnia pulex (common water flea) is the source of this 656-nucleotide messenger RNA. RefSeq lists its product as uncharacterized. Bases 186 to 656 code for a protein of 156 amino acids. The transcript has 2 exons. The record is from RefSeq and is a predicted model, not a curated record. Lineage: Eukaryota; Metazoa; Arthropoda; Branchiopoda; Diplostraca; Daphniidae.
AUUUCUAGGUUACCUCUUUUGCUGACUUCACGGGCAGUCUCUUUCCCGAUGCCGGUCUAUUAUGUCUAUAAAAGUAGUCUGGUUUUAAAUUGUUGUCCUAUUAGAAUGUCGACUAUUGGUGUUGUUCUCGACGUGGAUGUAACGUUCGUUUGAUCAGCGUCUGUGUCACUCACGAAACGGGAGAGAUGAAGUUUUCUCGUCGCAGUACAAAUUUUCAACACCGACAUCUGCCAAACGGACCAAAUUUCAUCGGCAAAGAAUUUCGUCGCCAGCUGCUUGUUCAAUUGGACAAUGUUGCUGCAGCCGAUUCGGGAGAAAUUCAACCGGCCACUCCUGCUUCCUUCUAUGAAGAACUCCGUCGGCAGGUUAUCAAAGGUGGUGUCCCUGAAUCGCUGAUUCCUUCGUUCAGGUGUGUCCGCAAUACAAUUUAUCGUUACCGUCAAAAUCGUAAACUACUUGAGACACCAAGAAAUUUGGAUUCCAACAAAGAAAACAGAGAAGAAAAUCAUUUAUUAGUUUCAGUGGAAGAAUUAUCUACUAGUCUUGACUCUCCACAUCCAGAAUCUUCGAACUUAUCGUGUGAAGAGUCGGUUUAUUGGUCAGAACCUGAGCAGACGGAGCCUUUGUGUUUGGUGACGAGGAAAAAUAAUAAAUAA